UUCAUUGAGUUGCGGCGACGGCUGAACCUGAGAACCUGGCGGAGGCUCACCCUCCGGGUCCCCAGGGGGCACCUUCUGGAGAGCCUGGCUGGCUGGGCCAGGGCGCAGGGACAGCAAGGAGUCCCGGGAACGGGGCACGCGGGCCCCGAAAGCACACACCCACCGGCCUCGCUCCCCGUGGGUGGAACUUCCCCGGCCACGAGCAGCGCGGUGGGGGCGGCGGUUCCCCCUGCGGAGGCCGAGAACCGCGCGCACGAGGUUCGAGGCGCGCGGCGAGCGCGGCGGCCGCCGCCUCCUCCCCUCCCCGCCUCCGCCGGCGCUGCCUCCUCCCUCCGCCCGGCGCGGCCUCCCUCGCUCCCUCCCCUCGUUGCUGGCUCCGGCGGCGGCGGCGGCAGGCGGGGAGGGCGUGCGCCGGCCGAGAGGUGUCUGCGACGAGGAAAGGGAAGUUUCAAGUGGAAGGUCGUCCGUCGACCGGCACGUCCUCCUGCUCUUCUCCGGCAGCAUCAUGGCGGAGCCGAGCGGCUCGCCCGUGCACGUCCAGCAGCCCCAGCAGGCGGCUCCGGUGACAGCGGCGGCGGUCCCGGCGGCCCCGGCGGCCGCGACAGCAGCGCCGGCCCCGGCGGCGCCCGUGGUCCCGGCCCCGGCCCCGGCCCCGGCCCCAGCCCCGGCCCCGGCCCCGGCCCCGGCGCCGGCGGUCGGCUGGCCCAUCUGCCGGGACGCGUACGAGCUGCAGGAGGUUAUCGGCAGCGGAGCUACUGCUGUGGUUCAGGCUGCUCUAUGCAAACCCAGGCAAGAGCGUGUGGCAAUAAAGCGGAUCAACUUGGAAAAAUGCCAGACCAGCAUGGACGAGCUAUUAAAAGAAAUUCAAGCCAUGAGUCAGUGCAGCCAUCCCAACGUCGUGACCUAUUACACCUCUUUUGUGGUAAAAGAUGAACUUUGGCUGGUCAUGAAAUUACUAAGUGGAGGUUCAAUGUUGGAUAUCAUAAAAUACAUCGUCAACCGAGGAGAACACAAGAACGGAGUUCUGGAAGAGGCAAUAAUAGCAACAAUUCUUAAAGAGGUUUUGGAAGGCUUAGACUAUCUACACAGAAACGGCCAGAUUCACAGGGAUUUGAAAGCUGGUAAUAUUCUUCUGGGUGAGGAUGGUUCAGUACAAAUAGCAGAUUUUGGGGUAAGUGCAUUCUUAGCAACAGGGGGCGAUGUUACCCGGAAUAAAGUCAGAAAAACAUUUGUUGGCACCCCGUGUUGGAUGGCCCCUGAAGUCAUGGAACAGGUGAGAGGCUAUGACUUCAAGGCCGACAUGUGGAGUUUCGGAAUAACUGCCAUCGAAUUAGCAACAGGAGCAGCGCCUUAUCACAAAUACCCUCCCAUGAAAGUGUUAAUGUUGACUUUGCAAAAUGAUCCACCCACUUUAGAAACAGGAAUAGAGGAUAAGGAAAUGAUGAAAAAGUAUGGCAAGUCCUUUAGAAAAUUACUUUCACUGUGUCUUCAGAAAGAUCCUUCCAAAAGGCCCACAGCAGCAGAACUUUUAAAAUGCAAAUUCUUCCAGAAAGCCAAGAACAGAGAGUACCUGAUUGAGAAGCUGCUUACGAGAACACCAGACAUAGCCCAAAGAGCCAAGAAGGUCAGAAGAGUUCCUGGGUCAAGUGGUCACCUUCAUAAAACCGAAGACGGUGACUGGGAGUGGAGUGACGACGAGAUGGAUGAAAAAAGUGAAGAGGGGAAAGCAGCUUUUUCUCAAGAAAAGUCACGAAGAGUAAAAGAAGAAAAUCCUGAGAUUGCGGUGAACGCCAGCGGCAUACCCGAGCAGAUACAGUCCCUUUCUGUGCAGGACUCCCAGGGCCUGCCCAACGCUAAUGAGGACUUCAGAGAAGGUUCCUGCGCUGUGAACCUGGUUUUAAGAUUAAGAAAUUCCAGAAAGGAACUUAAUGAUAUACGAUUUGAGUUUACUCCAGGAAGAGAUACAGCAGAUGGCGUUUCUCAGGAGCUCUUCUCUGCUGGCUUGGUUGAUGGUCAUGAUGUAGUUAUAGUGGCUGCUAAUUUACAGAAGAUUGUAGAUGACCCCAAAGCUUUAAAAACCUUGACAUUUAAGUUGGCUUCUGGCUGUGAUGGAUCUGAGAUUCCAGACGAAGUGAAGCUGAUCGGGUUUGCUCAGUUGAGUGUCAGCUGAUAUAUGUUCCUUGAGGUGCCCUGAUCUGUCAUGCCUCCCUCACCACACUCCCCCUCAACCUUUCCCUCCCCACGUCCUCCCACCCCCUCACUCCCAGUUCCCAGCAAAAUCUGAAGAUUGUGAAGAGGCCGGCUUCGACGAAAUGGGAUAAAAAAGAAUUUUUUAAAACUUAACACUCCGAGUUCUGCUUUAUUCUCUAGCAAGCCACAGUAUAAGAACAAGCAAAUGCCACAGCUGCACGACUGUUGCUCAUUUUUCCAAAAGCUAUUUAAUAUUCUUAGCAAUUAAUUCGGAUAUCCCUUAAGUGAAAAGAAUCUGAACUAUACUCAGGUGGUCCUAUUUAUUGGCAACCAAGUGAAUUUUUUCUAUCAGAAGCUUUCUUCUUUCAUUUUUGUUCUUUCUGUUAUACUUUAACUGUGUAUCUGACAAUGCUGCCUCUUUUAUGUUGUAUUUAGAAAUUAAUAUACUUAUAAAAUUAAGAUUUAUUAGCCAAACUUGAAUUCUAGUUUUAAAACUGACUGUGAAUUUUAUUUUUCAUAUAUUUAUGCAUUACACACCUUAGCUAGGAAAAGAAAAGUUUUUGAUUAUAUGCUUCUUGUAGUAAAUCUCUUGUUAUUUAAACAAAAAAAGUUUUCAGGUCUAUCUUUGGGAGUAUUUAUAACUUCUGAUUUUUGAACUGACUGAAUUAAGAACUAGGAUGCUUAUUCUUUCGGUUUGUUGGCCUAAAAACCAAUCCCCAAUCUGAUUGUCUCCUGGGAGAGGGAGGUGCCUUGCAAACUUUCAUCUGAAGAAUGUGCCUGAGGCUGCUUUACUCCUGAAUAGCCUCAGAUCCAAAGCAUCCUCCACAUACAGUGGCAUCUGUAAGCGUUGCUUCAUUGGAACAUUUAGAAAGCUCUACAAAAUGUUGCCAUUCUGUUAGAUUGCUACUUAUGUACCCAUCUCUGAUUUGACUUCUCCUUAAAUGUUAGGAUUUGUUGGCUCAAAUGUGAUAAACUUGAAAAUAUCAGAAUCAGAGUUUUACUUGAAAUUCUGCAGAACACCCAGAUGGGGUAAAACAAACAAAAACAGAAAAGGUUUUGUGCAAUGACUAAAAAGGUGAAGUUGCAAGAAUAAAUACUGUCAACUCAAGUAGCCCUCUGCUGGACUACAAUUAAUGUAAUUGCAAACUUGGGAUUUUCAAAAUUGGAAUCAAAACUUUCAGGGAGGUGGGCUCCCGGGAUGGUACCAUUUGCUCUUUCCUUGCUAACCCUAGAUAUGGCAGCUCUUUAAUGUCCUUUAAAAAGCAAAUAUAUAUUACUAAAGAAAACAAAGUUCUUUAUAAUUGCCUUGUCAUAAUGGUUAAGGUGUUCCAGAGCCAUUUGCAUACAAUUUAAUGUAACAUCAUUCCAUUCUAUUGUUUACACAAAGAUUACUCAAAGAUGACUGCAAAGGUAAAAGGAAAAUAAAAGUGUAUUGCACAAAGAAA
Myotis daubentonii (Daubenton's bat) is the source of this 3635-nucleotide messenger RNA. It is a transcript of the gene STK39, whose product is annotated as serine/threonine kinase 39. The record is from RefSeq and is a predicted model, not a curated record. Gene Ontology annotation, biological process: negative regulation of potassium ion transmembrane transporter activity; positive regulation of T cell chemotaxis; intracellular signal transduction. Lineage: Eukaryota; Metazoa; Chordata; Mammalia; Chiroptera; Vespertilionidae. Gene Ontology annotation, cellular component: cytoplasm; cytosol. Gene Ontology annotation, molecular function: protein serine/threonine kinase activity; ATP binding.